Oreochromis aureus is the source of this 3068-nucleotide messenger RNA. Its product is annotated as NADH-ubiquinone oxidoreductase 75 kDa subunit, mitochondrial. Lineage: Eukaryota; Metazoa; Chordata; Actinopteri; Cichliformes; Cichlidae. The transcript is spliced from 19 exons. Gene Ontology annotation, biological process: ATP synthesis coupled electron transport. The record is from RefSeq and is a predicted model, not a curated record. Bases 407 to 2650 code for a protein of 747 amino acids. Gene Ontology annotation, cellular component: membrane. Gene Ontology annotation, molecular function: NADH dehydrogenase (ubiquinone) activity; iron-sulfur cluster binding.
GUGACAUUUUUAGCUUGCAGGGCUUUAGUUUGCGGUUGUUACGUUUACGUGUUUGUGGUGACCGCGUGACGUCUGAUUGAAUGCAACAAUCAGCUGCACAUUAAUUUAAUUUAACGUCACAAAAAUGUUAAAAUAAAGCCUCGCGCGGUAUCACUGUCUAAUCACUGACAAUACGAGGCUAAGUUUCACGAGCUAACACCGUUAUUAUUGUUAGCCUGGGAGACAUUUAGCCAGCGCAACGUUAACUGUAAUUAAUGCCCCAUUUCGACAACAUUUUCUGGGCUUCCAGAAUAUUAAGUGUUUAAUUGCACAUGUGAGGUUUCUUAUAGUCUCUAUUCGUGUUGUUUUCAAAUGUGGCGCACCAGCUAGCUAUAGCUUACUUCUGUUUUGGUUUUGGAAGAGCUGCAUGGGUGCUAAUUUAGCAGAGGUUUAUAGCAUGUUGCGUUUGCCUGUUGCGACCCGCAGUCUCUUUCCGGCAGCUUUUAGCAAAGGAGGCACGGCUGUAACUCACAAUGUUCGCCCUGCAUCUACUGCAACAGCAGCAGCAGCCAGUAACCUCCUGGAGGUGUUUGUGGAUGGGAAGCCUGUUAUGGUGGAGCCAGGAACAACUGUGUUGCAGGCAUGUGAGAAGGCAGGCAUGCAGAUUCCCCGCUUCUGCUACCAUGAGCGCUUGUCAGUUGCUGGAAACUGCCGCAUGUGUCUUGUGGAGAUAGAAAAAGUUCCUAAGCCGGUGGCAGCUUGUGCUAUGCCUGUCAUGAAAGGCUGGAACAUUUUAACCGAUUCUGACAAGACACGGAGGGCCAGAGAGGGGGUGAUGGAGUUCCUACUGGCUAACCACCCAUUAGAUUGUCCUAUUUGCGAUCAAGGAGGUGAAUGUGACCUACAGGAUCAGUCCAUGCAGUUUGGCAGCGACAGAAGCCGUUUCACAGAGGGCAAAAGAGCCGUGGAAGAUAAAAACAUUGGCCCCCUCAUCAAAACCAUUAUGACUCGCUGCAUUCAGUGCACUCGUUGUGUGCGCUUUGCCAGUGAGAUUGCAGGCGUGGAAGAGCUGGGCACCACUGGCAGAGGCAACGAUCUGCAGAUUGGGACUUACGUGGAGAAGAUGUUCAUGUCGGAAUUAUCUGGGAAUAUUAUUGAUAUAUGCCCAGUGGGAGCCCUGACCUCUAAACCGUAUGCUUUCACUGCCCGCCCAUGGGAGACCAGGAAGACUGAAUCGAUUGACGUACUUGAUGCUGUGGGUAGUAACAUCGUGGUGAGCACUCGCGGCGGUGAGGUGAUGAGGAUUCUGCCUCGCCUUCAUGAAGAUAUUAACGAGGAAUGGAUAUCAGACAAAACCAGGUUUGCUUAUGAUGGGCUUAAGAGACAGAGGCUUACUCAGCCAAUGGUGAAAAAUGAGUCUGGGCAGUUGGUUCCCACAUCCUGGGAAGAUGCGCUGACUCGAGUUGCUGGAGCAUUGCAAGGAGUUGAAGGAAAGGACAUUGCUGCUGUUGCUGGAGGUUUGGUCGAUGCGGAGGCUCUCAUUUCCCUGAAAGACUUGCUGAACCAUUUGAAUAGUGACAACCUGUGCACUGAGGAGACGUUCCCCAUGGCUGGAGCAGGAUCUGACCUGCGUUCAAACUAUCUUCUGAACACUGGAAUUGCUGGGAUUGAAGAAGCUGACCUGCUACUUUUAGUUGGCACUAACCCACGGUACGAGGCUCCUUUGUUUAAUGCACGGGUCAGAAAAGGCUGGCUGCACAAUGAGUUACAUGUGGCUCUGGUGGGAAAGGAGGUGGACCUUAGUUACACAUAUGAACAUCUUGGUGAAUCGGCCAAGAUCCUCGAAGAAAUUGCUUCAGGAACUCACCCAUUCUUCCAGGUCUUGGCCAAAGCAAAGCAUCCUGCUGUUGUAGUUGGCAGCAGUUGCCUGCAGAGAGAGGAUGGGGCUGCGAUAAUGGCUGCUGUGUCAACCAUUGCCCAAAAUGCUCGCGUCAGCAGUGGAGUGGAGGAAACCUGGAAGGUUCUCAAUGUGCUUCACAGGGUUGCCAGUCAAGUAGCUGCACUUGAUCUGGGGUACAAGCCAGGAGUGGAUGCUAUCAGGAAGAACCCACCCAAAGUUCUGUUCCUACUUGGAGCUGAUGCUGGCUCCAUCACUCGCCCAAAUCUCCCUAAACAAUGCUUGAUAAUUUAUCAAGGUCACCAUGGCGAUGUCAGUGCACCAAUGGCUGAUAUCAUCCUUCCCGGAGCUGCAUACACUGAGAAAUGUGGCACGUAUGUGAACACUGAAGGUCGUGCCCAGCAGACCAAGGUGGCAGUGACUCCUCCAGGCGCAGCCAGAGAGGACUGGAAGAUCAUCAGAGCCGUAUCUGAGCUCGCUGGAGUGACUCUGCCGUAUGACACUCUGGAUGAAGUGCGUGAUAGGCUGGCAGAGGUUUCCCCAAAUCUCGUGCGAUAUGAUGACGUAGAGGAGGCCAACUAUUUUAAGCAGGCUAAUGAGCUAUCUAAGGCAGUGAACCAGGCUCUCCUUAUUGAACCUUUAGUUCCUCCACAGCUUACUGUGAAGGACUUUUAUAUGACAGAUCCAAUCAGCAGAGCCUCCCAAACCAUGGCGAAGUGUGUGAAAGCCGUCACAGAGGGGGCACAAGCUGUGGAUGAACCAGCCAUAUGCUAAAGCACAAAUGGAUAGCCAUCCAGUUCCUAAACAUACGCACAACUCCUUUAUUUGCACAUUCCUAGAAACGUAUUUGCACUUGUUUUGACAUAGAUAUUCUACUAUAGAGUAAGUUUCAUAAUGUGAGUAAACAUACCUGCAGAAAUGUGUCUUAAGUGAUGUAGGCUGAGUGAAAAUGUCAUCUUAGAUCUGCCAAGUAUUCAGAGAUGCACACCUCACAGUUUUUUCCCUUUAUCAGUGCUCCUCACAUUUUUGUAGGCGUGACCAAAGAUUAAAAAUCUUUAUCUUUGUCUUUCUGUAAAACCGAGAAUAUAUUUUCCUAGAAGUAUUUAAAAUAAAUAGUAUUUAAAAAGUGUAGCUCUUUGUAAAUGUGAUAUAUAUUAAUAAACCAAUCACCUUUAGCAAGUCUAACCCUCCA